Molecule: messenger RNA, 525 nt
Organism: Parascedosporium putredinis
Lineage: Eukaryota; Fungi; Ascomycota; Sordariomycetes; Microascales; Microascaceae
Source: the annotation of a GenBank genome assembly
AUGUCCCGCGGCGGCACCACUCUUUACGUGACAGGCUUCAGCCACGGUACACGCGCCCGUGAUCUCGCCCACGAAUUCGAACGCCGACUCUUUGCGUUUGUGGAGUAUGAGGAUCGUCGCGAUGCUGAUGAUGCCUACCAUGAGAUGCACAACAAGCGCAUCGGCCGUGAUGACAUGCUAAAGAUCGAGUGGGCCCGUACUCCUCCAUCGGCGUCUUGGCGAUUUGACUCUGGUCGCGAUCGUGAGCGCAACCCUCGCCGGUCUCCCCGUCGUGGUCGGUCCCCCUCGCCUCGCCGCAGCACGCGCGAAUACUCCCCUCGCAAGGAUGAUCGACGUGACCGCGACCGGGACUAUGACCGCGAACGACGUGAUCGCGAUCGUGACCGAAGCCGCAGCCCAGACACUCGGGACCGGGAAACCAAGGAUGAUAGGGAUGACCGGGACCGCCGUGAAAAUGGUGCUAACGGCGAUGAACGCAAACCCCUUGACAGCCCUCCCCACGAUGAUCUUGAUGUCGCUGAGUAG